CUUUCCAACGCGCGUUAGAAAACGCGGCGUUAGAAACUACCGCUCACACGAGGCGCUUUCAAACGCGGCGUUAACGCGACGCUUGUGUUUGUGCGUGCAUAUGUGUGUGCCAAACAAUGCACUGAAUGCAGAGAGCAACAGACAGUUUCAACCAGGAUGGAUCUAGAAGAGGUAGCAUGUGCUUGGAUCUUGCAUCGCCGUUUGAAGCGGCGCAAGCGGCGAGAAAGAAGAUACUGGGUUCAUCCAAUUUUACAAGACAGACUUACCCAUGGCAUGUAUACAACCUUGUACCCGAGUUUAAGAGAACAUGAAGACAAGUUUUUCAACUAUUUUAGAAUGUCAGUGAAAUCAUUCGAUGAGCUGCUAAUGUCAGGGGAAAGGGGAGAAAGCCAUGUUGCUGCUCAGAUGUAGUAUACAAGUUGAAAUAGUUAAAAAAAUAAAUAAUAAAGUUAUUCUGUUAACUUACCCAUAGCUUGUUUCUCCUUAACCUCUCCUGAACUACAGAAGAUAUCUGCAAUCUCUUCCCAGCAUUUUUUUUUCAAAUUCCUAUCUUUAUAGUACGGGGACUGCAUAUCCCAUAAGGCUGGACGUUUUUCUAUUUCAUUAAUGAGAAGGUCAGUGUCUAUUGCCUCAAGCCUUUGCUCCGCCAUGACUGCCAGUGAUGGGACUGAAGAGCUGUGUGCGUGUCACGUGAUAAAAACAUUCCUCCACGUGGAGUAACCCAGGGGUUGCCAUAGUAACGCACAUUCUCUUUCCUCAUUGGUAGCAGCCCAGCCAAUAAGAGAGCGCGCUGCUUUCAAAACGCGGCGUUUACCGCUGUGUGUAACCGUUCCCAUAUGCUUCAAUGUAUCUCGAGCCGCUCGCCAAACGCGCGUUAGCAAGGGACCCAGACGUUAACGCGGCGUCAGGCAAAACGCCGCGUCACGUGUGACCGGUUCCUAUAGACUACCAUUGACUUUGCUAACGCCGCGUUUGCUAACGCGCGUUGGAAACGCCUCGUAUAAACAGGGCCUUAGGAUGAGGAAGAUCAAGGAAUUAACCAAGGCGACAGAGUCACCAGAGCCAAGUCGUAAUGGACGUCAGAGGGUAUUUUCCUCUCUCAGCAGAUAUGGAUUUCUACUAAAAGUUCCAGUAGACAGUCAAGCUUUGUAAGUACCACAAAGAUUUUGAGGUUAUGUUCAAGGAUGGCAAAUACAGGCCAUAUGUGACUGUUAAAGAUGGACAUGCUGUAUAUUUCUUAACAACUAAAGUGUAGCCGCACCGGCUGGGCAUCAAUUGGCUCUCAGGUGAUCUGUUUUACUGAUCACACCCAUCAUCGUAGGGUCGAGGAAAGGCAGUUCUCUCUCUGACGUUUAUUGAUGAGGUAGGCAUGACCGUAAGAACUGUAAACAAGUUCUCGGUCUCAAUUUCUUACAAAAUAACAUUAUACACUGAUAUUAAACACUUUCAACAUAUUACAAUAUUCAUUAACAAUACAUGCAAUUGACUUAGCACUAUGACAAUCAGUUUUAACUACAAAAUUAAAUUAUUUACCUCGGUCACCAUCCUGCCCGUCUUUGUCUGAGCGCGACUUGGCCGUGAGUGAUGCCCGCAGGCCACUAGCAGGUUAACUGUAUCAUUAAAAUGAUAUGUUAACCAUCUAUUAUUUAUUAUACAAUAUAUUUUUGUUAUCUGUGUUAAAGAAAAUGUAAGUUGUGUUCUGUUGGAAUGGGAGAAGUUUGGUACGCUUCUUUGUGGUGUUUUGUUUCAUCCACUACCUGUGAACAUGGUCGGCCUGGCGGGUUGUCUAAGCCGGCCCACCAAUGUACUGUGGGUUGUUGUGUUGGGUGGUCCUCUGUGCUACAGACGGAGAAUGUAGGGACGCCCUGGACUUCAUGUCGGUUGGUGUGUUGGUUGGUCCUCCGUGCUACAGGUUAGUUGUGUUUAUUUACCCGCCAUGUGCUGUGAUUAGUAUAAUUUGGUGAAGGUUACAAAUAGAGGAUGUAUUAGUAAGAUAGGGUAAUGUACAAGGGAUAUAUUGUUGCCAGACAGAGUUGUGAGGACGCCCUGGACUGGAUGAUAGUUGGGGUGGUGACAUGUCAGGUGUGCUACGGGGAUUCGAAGAGCGUCAGUGUGGGCCACUGAAGUCGAAACACUUCAAGCAAUAAACACCUGUUACGAUUUGUGGUUUAUUACACAUUUGGAAUCCCCAACAUUUCGACUUCAACCACAAUGGGCUGGCAAGAGGAGAUGGAAUUGUUAAAGAAGAAGAGGGCCAUUGCCAAAGGGAAAUUCACAAGAAAGGUGACCCUGCUGGAUGAGGGUGUGCGGGAAGGUGAGCCAGUAUCAGUGUUGAAGAGUAACUAUGAACAGAUUUCUGAGGCCUUUCAACACCUAGAAGACAGUAAUGAUGUGAUAUUAAAAUAUGUGUGUGAUAAUAAAUUAGAAGACAAGUUAGUUAAGGAGGCUGAAGAAUACAUGCUAGAUUGUGAAAGAAUCAUGAAGAAAAGACUAACAGAAAUUAGUAACAUUGAAAACAUACAGAACAGUGUCAAGCCUAAAGUGAAGAUAAAGGCAUUUGAGCCUCCUAAAUUUGAUGGGAAUUUAAGAGAGUACCCUCGUUUUAAGGAGGACUUUAAAAAUCUAGUCAAAAGUGUGUAUGGUGAAGAUGCGUAUGCAUUGAAAAUGUGUCUCAGUGGUGAUGCCCUUCAGACUGUCAGAGGUGCAGAAGGUAAUUAUGAAGAAAUGUUUGAAAGGUUAGAUGACAAGUUUGGAAAUGCAAGAAAGGUGGUGGACUUGGUAAUAAGUGACCUUAGGGCUUUGAAAAGGAUCAAUGAAGGUGAUACCAAAGGAUUUAUAAGGAUGGUGGAUUAGGUGGAACAGUGUUGGCUAGAUUUGAAAAAUAUAAACUUGAAUGAGGAACUUAAUACUGCUAAUGUAGUCAGUCAUAUUGAGAAGGUGUUGCCCACACUUCAGAAGAGGGAGUGGGUAAUAAAGGCAGAAGUAUCUGCUACUAGUGAUCUCUUUCCCACUUUAUUGAAAUUUCUGCAAAGGGAGAGAAAGGUAUUGGAGUAUAUGAAUUCUAGUGUCAGAUCUACUGGUGGUGAUAGAAGUUCAGUACAUCAUAUAAAUAAUUCAGCUGACAAGGUCAUGGAGUCAGAUCUGGUAACACUAAUAAAACAGAUGAAGGAAGAGCAACAACUAAAGAAUAAAGAUUUAGAGUCAUGUAUUGUAAAUUUGACGGAGAUGGUGAAAGGUACCCACUUGAAGACUGGAAAUAAUGAGGGAGGAUGCUGGAUUCACAAUUCCAGGAACCAUGAUACUCUUGAUUGUUAUAAAUUUAAGAAUCUCAGCAACAAGGAGAGGUUUGAGUUAGCUAGAAGCAAUGGAAUAUGUUUUAAAUGCUUAAAGGGAUAUCAUCAGGCAUGGAAUUGUAAUACGAACAAGUUGUGUGAUGUCAGGAUCAGGGGUCAAGGUGUGUGUAACCGUCAUCAUCAUCCACUGGUGCAUUUUGAACAGGAAGAAGGUGCUAGUCAUAAUACAGUAUCUGCAAACACUCUGAACACCUUAUUGAAUAUCAGUACUGUGUACAGUAACACUCAACCUAUAACAGUACUGUGGGAUUCAGGUUCUGACAUAACCUUGGUGACACACAGUAUGGCAGAAAAACUAAGUUUGAAGGGCAAGGAUGUGAAUUUAUCCAUGAUCAAGGUUGGCAAUGUAAUUGAACAUCAUUCUACCAAAGAAUAUUGCAUACCACUGAUUGAUAGGACUGGGCAUGUAUGGGAAAUUAAUGCCAUUGGUAUAGAGGAAAUAUCUGCUAAAAUCAAUGAAUUUGAUGUGUCAGGAGUUAAGGAGUUAUUUGUAGGAGUAUCAAACCAUGAUAUUAAUCGCCCUUGUGGUGAGAUUGACAUGCUGAUUGGGGCCAAUUACAGUGAAUUAUUGCCUAAAGUUGUUCAGACUAAUGAAGGUCUUCAAUUGUUAGAGAAUCCAUUUGGGUUCAGUAUACGUGGCAGACACAGCAAAAUAAGAGCCUCAGGGAGCACGACGAACCAUGUGAUUGUGAGAACUCACAAGGUGUCAAGCUCAAUAAGCCUCAAUGAGAUUAAGGUAGAACCUACAGAUAAACUUAAGUCACAAUUAGAUAAAUUCUUUGCUUUAGAGGAGAGUGGGGUGCAGUGUGACACAAGAUGCCUUAAAUGCCUGUGUAAGGGUUGCCCUGUAAGUGACUGUGUCAAUAUUAAGGAAGAAAGAGAACUGAAAUUGAUUGAGGAGGGAUUAGUAUAUCAUGAAGAAGGGAAGUAUUGGACAGCAAGCUAUCCUUGGAUAAGGGACCCGAGACAUCUUAAGAACAAUGUAAAAGUGGCUGUGGCUAGAUUAAAAACUACAGAAAAUAGACUGAAAAAUUUGGAUAUCCAGUAUGCCCAGAGUUAUCACAAUGAAAUCAAGGACAUGGUGAAAAGGGGGGUAGCGAGACAAUUAAGUGAAGAGGAAAUGCAGUCAUACAAUGGCCCAAUUCACUACAUUUCCCAUCAUGAAGUAUUGAAACCAGAUUCUGCUUCAACACCUCUGCGUAUUGUAUUUAACUCAUCUUCAUCAUACAUGGGACAAAAACUUAAUGAUUUUUGGGCAAAAGGGCCAGUUGUUCUUAACAACAUGAUUGGAGUCUUGCUAAGAUUUAGACAGGAAAGGGUUGCCAUAACUGGUGAUAUAUAAAAAAUGUAUCAUUCUGUGAAAAUCAACACACUGGACCAACACACACACCGAUUUCUUUGGAGAGAUUUAAACAGUAACAGACCACCUGAUCACUAUGCCCUGACCUCAGUGACUUUCGGGGAUAGGCCGAGUGGGACCAUAGCUGUGCUAGCAUUAAGGCAUACUACAGAAAAAUUUGGUAAAGGAGAUCCUGAAGUUUAUAACAUGAUUGCAAACAACACAUAUGUUGAUGAUAUUCUCUAUUCCAUUGAUACGGUAGAAAAGGCUUUUGAUUUGAUACAAAGAGCAGAACAUGUAAUAUCUCUUGAAAACUUUCAUGUGAAGCAUUGGAUAGUAAGUGGGCAACAUGAGAACCAUAGUAUCAACAUCAUGGAAUCUGACAAUGAGAAAAUUCUAGGGCUCAAGUGGAAUCCCAAGGAUGAUAAUUUCUCUUUUAAUGUAAAGGUAAAUUUCUCUCCUAAAGUUAAAAAGAUCCGGAGUGGUCCAAACUGGGAUCAUAGAGAGAUUGAGUCAAACUUCCCUGAGGUGCUCACUCGCAGAAUGAUACUAAGUCAAGUGGCAUCCUUCUAUGAUCCAUUGGGGUUAGCCGUACCAGUUGUGUUGAGAGCAAAAAUUUUGAUGAGAUCUAUGAUCUCAAAAUGUGAUCCAAAUAAGAGAGUGGAAUGGGAUGAACCAUUAGAUGCUGAUAUUGUAAAUGAAUGGAAAUGUUUUUUCACUGAUUUGUAUGGAGUAGAAAACUGCACAUUUAAGAGACCUCUGAAACCAGCCAAUGCAUCGGGUAAACCCAUACUUGUGAUCUUCUCUGAUGGCAGCACACAAGCGUAUGGAGCAUGUGCGUAUGUUAGAUGACAGACUGAUGACAACAAAUUUCAGACUAAUUUGAUCAUGGCUAAAAACAAAAUAGCACCUAUGAGACAAUUGACCAUUCCUCGUCUAGAACUUUGUGGAGCUCUUUUGUCAGCUAGAUUAAGAGAAACUAUAGUGAGAGAAUGCAACUGGGAAUUUGAAUCCAUAUUCCAUAUUGUAGAUUCAUCUAUUGUCAGAGAUCAGAUUCAAAAGGAAUCGCAUGGGUUCCGGCCUUUUGUGGCUGUCCGCAUAGCAGAAAUACAACUGAAAACAAAUCUAAAGGAUUGGUGGUGGGUGGACACAGUUCAGAAUGUGGCAGAUUUAACUUCUAGACCAUGCACUUCAGAUAAGAUUAAGGAGGAUUCAACUUGGCAACAUGGGCCUGAAUUUUUGAGAUUGCCAAUUUCAGAAUGGCCAGUUAAACAGCAAUGUGCAGAUCACUUACCGGAUAGAAUAGACAUUACUAUGACAGUUGCUAAAGGACACCUGAGAAAUUUAAGCAUGAUUAAUGUGAAAGGAUUUAGCAAAUAUGAAACUUUGUUGAGAGUUACAUGUAGGAUAAUGUCUAUAUUCAAGCAUAAAUCCUUAAAAGCUGUGCUGAAGGAGCCUACGUCUGAGGAAAUGGAAGAAGCAGAAGUACUGUGGGUAAAAACCAUGCAAAGUAACAUGACUAACUGGCAAGAUAGAUACAGAAGGUUAGGCCCCAUAAAGACAGACAAAGUCAUGAGUAGGUCAGUGCAUAGGUUAAUAGUGUUAUUACCUAAGGAAGAACAAGAGUGAUGAUGAGCGUGUAGGAUCAUUAUAGAUAUGAUUUAUCUACAUGUACCAAAGCAUUCUAUGUACUACCUGUGUAUAUUGUAUGUUCACUUUGGUCGGGGUGGAGUGUAUCAUUAAAAUGAUAUGUUAACCAUCUAUUAUUUAUUAUACAAUAUAUUUUUGUUAUCUGUGUUAAAGAAAAUGUAAGUUGUGUUCUGUUGGGAUGGGAGAAGUUUGGUACGCUUCUUUGUGGUGUUUUGUUUCUCCCACUACCUGUGAACAUGGUCGGCCUGGCGGGUUGUCUAAGCCGGCCCACCAAUGUACUGUGGGUUGUUGUGUUGGGUGGUCCUCUGUGCUACAGGUUAGUUGUGUUUAUUUAUAUACCUUGUGCUGUGAAUUAGUAUACUGUGGUGAAGGUUACAAGCAAAGGAUGUGUUUAGUAGCUAAGGUAAUACAAGUGAUAUUAUUGUUUGCCAGACGGAGAAUGUAGGGACGCCCUGGACUUCAUGUCGGUUGGUGUGUUGGUUGGUCCUCCGUGCUACAGGUUAGUUGUGUUUAUUUACCCGCCAUGUGCUGUGAUUAGUAUAAUUUGGUGAAGGUUACAAAUAGAGGAUGUAUUAGUAAGAUAGGGUAAUGUACAAGGGAUAUAUUGUUGCCAGACAGAGUUGUGAGGACGCCCUGGACUGGAUGAUAGUUGGGGUGGUGACAUGUCAGGUGUGCUACGGGGAUUCGAAGAGCGUCAGUGUGGGCCACUGAAGUGAGUACAUUAUGGGAAUUUAUUGAGUAUUAUGAGUGAUAUACAAGUGAAGUUUAGUUGGAUUUUGUAUACUGAUUGUUGCUUUAUUUUUAUAUUUGGGAUAUGAUUGUAACGGAUGUCAGAAUCUCUACAUGAAGUGUUAUUUUUGUGGUACCAUUGUGAGGGAUUGAACUGGGUGUACUAUGAUAUGUGGAUGUGUAUUGAUUAGCCCAUGUUUGCAGGUCGAAACACUUCAAGCAAUAAACACCUGUUACGA
Molecule: messenger RNA, 7310 nt
Organism: Scylla paramamosain (green mud crab)
Lineage: Eukaryota; Metazoa; Arthropoda; Malacostraca; Decapoda; Portunidae
Exons: 3
Coding region: 3055-4695 (546 amino acids)
Source: RefSeq, a predicted model, not a curated record